AUAGAGGAAAUUUCAAAAAUCCGAAAGUAGGUGUACCAGGUAAUGGUUACGUUUAGAAGGUGGCCGUGGAGCUAGAUCGAGAAGAAUAGAUGGAUGGAUGAUGGUCACUGGUGGUGUGACUGGAUUUGCUCAUGAUGUGAACUGAUUUCUGAGCCCAAAGCCGCUGAUAGUGAUCAUGAUUAUGGUGAUACUGUAGUGACUGCCUCUCACUGAUAGUUUUUACAGGGUGCCCACACUUUUAUCAUUGUCCAACGCCUUGCCCGCUUCGGGCGUUUUACUUUUUACUGAAGUCGAUAGUUUCCUUUUUUUUCUCAUCAUUAGUCCACACUAGCAUAACUACUACUAGUACAUGUACUUCCCUCGUGGAUAGAAUUCGGAGGCUGCUGUAUCAAACUGCAUGUCACUAUCGUGGAGUUACCCAUAAUAUUCGAUCUGGGAGACAGUUGUUUUCUCUACGUCAUUGUCCAGUGGACCCCGGAUUUGUUUAGCCUGUUUCUCAGGCUGCAUUGCUCACCUGUGCAGACGAAAUGCACCGGCGACGAGUGGUAUGACAUGAAUUUGUGCACUUCACACACGCACAUGCACACUCACACUCACCUACGCCCGCCCGGACACCAGACUGGUCUGGUCAGCUCACCACACCCUGCCUCGUACCGAGCAAGUCCUAACCGGUAGCAACCGAGUCGCAAUUAAUUGCCACAAUGCAGUCUGGCGGUGGCGCAUUCGACGUGCGCAAGUCCAUUAGCAAGUAUGACGGCCUGCACGAGAAGCUGUGGGCACGGAGUCGCGAUGCCGUGCUCAAGAGGAAUCGCAUUGACGCGUCCGAGUAUCGCAUGAUGGAAGCAUGCAGCAAUGAGGAGGAGCGCCUGUACAAUCGCCGCCUGUGCGAUCUACGCAAGCGGGCACUCGACUACAGCAUCAAGGAGCUGGCCAUUGAGAUAUCACACGUGUCUGAUGUUCUCGAGUCUCUGCGACAGGUGCAGGCAGCCCAGGACACUGGCUCGACGAGUGUUGAUGAGUCGAGGCUGUCUUCCCUGGCGUUUGAGCGCUACGAGGAAUGGGCAGGCUCCAGUCACGAGCUGUAUGCGUUGCGCUCUCAGGCGUUGGAGGUGGCUAGCGAGAUCAUGCGUGUGCGAUCACAGCGGCCGAAGACACCGGACAACAUGUUGACGCAAGAAAACGACAUCAGCAUGGUGUUGGGACGGAUGCGAUCGCACACUAGAUCUUUCACGUCGUCCACGGAUGAGCCCGACGGCCUGGCCGCCGACGCCACCGCCGACAUUCAGAUGCAGAGCAUGCCACGCCCUCCGGCAUCGGGCAGGGAGUGGUGGGAGCGUCUGCUCGACACCAGCUCGCGCAAGACACCUCAGCAGACCUAUCUGAAGGCUCUGUUCAACACCAGCGGUCACGUGCAGUCCUUUGAAGCUCGAAAGAUACUGGAAUACGUUGAAGAGUGCGAGCGGUUCUCUGCCACUGUGCUUUCACGGCGCUCCACGGCGAGCUGCCCGGGCGGCAGCGGGCUGGACAUGUCGCAGGCAAUGCCGGCCAAUCACGCGCCGGCUGCUGGUGUGGCAGUGGCGGAGCAAGACGGCGGUAGUGGGGUACUGUCGGCACACGGCAUUGAGCCGCGCCGCUUCCACGAGUUCAUGGCGGCCAUGAGCUACUACGUCGUGGAGCAGCAGCGCGAGCUGCACAACGAGGAGUGGGACGAGGAGGAGGUGCAGCUGAUUCUGGAGGAGCAUGUAAUGUCUUCUGUACGGCCCAUGGCAAAGGCAUACACUGCAAAACGCUCCGAAGAUGCGAAGAUCAAGAAGAAAUGUGAGAUGCUGGCCUUUGCUACACAAGAACAACUGGGCGUUCCGAAAGAAUACAUCAGUACUGAAUUGGUUCCCUUCUAUGAAGCUAUAGCUUUGCUACGGUCCAUGUUUUUUGCUCUGACGCCCAGCAAGAAGCUGUUUUGUGUUGCUUCUGCAGCCAAUGCUGUUUUCGAGCAGCUCAGCAACGUAGGUGUGGAUUUGAGGAAAGUGGGAGCAGAUGUCUUCAUGGAUGUUUGGGUCUACGUGAUCGUCAAGGCCAAUGUAUCUGAUCUGGUUUCCAACAUGGCGUUCAUGUCCGAGUACGCGGUGAGGAGUCUGUCAACAGGCCAGGCAGGCUACUUCCUAGCCAGUCUCCAGGUCGCCACGUCUGCCAUCUUGCGCAUCGACCCGUCCGCGCUACUGUCGGCAACGGACAGUGUUGGUAGCAUCGUUGUCUGCCAGAGAGAAAAGUACUUGCAGCUCGCCCAGCAAAGUGUCAGCCAUUUUGAAGUCGUGUCCCCAUGCCAGACUCUCGUCGGGUACAGGAUGUGUGCUGUACGCGAGUGGAUGCUUAAUGCUACCAAGUUCUACAGUGUGGUGCUCAGGCAUACACCUGAUGACUCGGAUGCAGUAGUCAGUGUCGCCGUCGUCAAAUUCAACAUGAAGACAGUCACACCGCCGCAGCUGGAGUUUCUGAAGAAGAUCUUCCUCCCUAGUGACGAGCCAGACUUCUACGUAAUGGAUACGCCGCUGGGAAAGGCGGUCUGUGUGAAGGACGAUGUGUCGUCCAUGUCGCUUCUGGAGCUCGACUGCCAUGACUAUGAACAAGUGGAACAGUCUUUGCUGGACGGUCUAGCCAUAGAAAGACUAGGUGUGUCCAGCAGUGAUGGCUGUCUCGGUUCACGUGCAACAACAACAUCGUCAUCAUCAUCGGAUGAGUCAGCGGUGGCAACGGUGUCAAGCGCUGGCCCGUUCAAACGCUUCUCCCCAGCGUGUAUCUCUAGUCUCGAAGUCAACUUCCGUAGGGAGUACUCAGUACUCGCAGACCUCUCACUCCAUGAUGCCAUCUCGUCGGUGGUUAAGGUUGUGCAGAGUGUUUGCCACCACUUGGAACAUCUCAGUUCGCUGGCAUGUGUUGAUGGUGUUUACAGUGACCUGCUGUACGAGGCUGUGAAAUCAUUCAAGCAUGCUCACAAAGAGGCCAAUGCUGCCAGUGGAGCGUGUUCUGACUGGAGCGACGACGGAGUUCUGACACCACAGGUGUUUGCGGCGAUGAAAGCUACUCUGAAUGCGUACAUGUCUGACUUAGCAAAUCUCGGGUUUCUGCUUCCGUACGGCAUGAGUUCAUGCGACACUAGCGAGCGUGUAAGAACGCACGUCCGGCAGGUGAUCAGCAGCUGCCAGCGUGGCUGGCACUUGCCCGUUCACAUCCACGGCAGCUUGGGCAAGAAGACGAGGGAUGAGAUCAAACGUCGCAUGGCUAUGCUGAACAACUUACGGCCGGCGGCCAAGUCGAAAAGCAACAGCCGCUGAACACAGAUCUUUCCACUUUUUUUGCCAGCUUUCACUAUUUCAGAUCAGACCCAGAGAGGCAUAUGUGCCUUGAUCCAGGAGGGUGAUGGCGUUCCUGUGGAUUAGGAAAACUCGGCUUUCAGCCGAGUCUCACGCGAACCGUGAUUUUUUCACUAUUUAUUGUACCCCGCGGCAGUAUUUAUUUUUAUCGAUAUUUUCAAAGUCCCGGUAUUUUAGUUCACGGUAAGUGUGUGGAUGUUCUAUUCGAGAGAGACUACAUGUAUUCGAGAGAGACUACAUGUAGUCCCUAAUGCGUGUCGAUGGAGAUUUGUUGUAGCGAUUAUUCUACUUCUGAUAUUAUUAUCAAAACGAACUUUACGUCCUUGUUUUCAGUAUACCCAACUCGCCCUUGAUCGAUGAAAAUCACUUCUUCGUACGUUUACUUUCUUAUUAAAUACGGUACCUUUGUAUGGGCGUAGUAUUUCUGCAGGGUAUUUUUUCGUCUUUCCUAGGCCAUCGUAAUUUUAUUGUGUAUGUGUAUUAUCAUUCUACCUCAGCUUAUGUAUUGGCGUUGGUGCAGACACUAGUGUAGAGUAGAAGCUGCUUUUGACAGAUUUUACCUAAUUUUUAAUUUUCGACUGUUCUUCUGCGCCGUGGUGAUGCAGUUUCAACUUAUUUUUCUAGAAUAGACGUUGCACGGAUUUUACACGAUGCUGUAUGCUCAGAUCCUGGGAGCUGGUCUCCCUGAUGAUAUGCGAGUCGUAGUAAUUAUAGGGAAUGCUCUGUUAUUUUUCGCAUUCUGGUAUGGUGAUUAGUUUCAAUUUGUGUUCUGGAAUUGGCCGUUUAGAUUUCA
Molecule: messenger RNA, 4161 nt
Organism: Sycon ciliatum
Lineage: Eukaryota; Metazoa; Porifera; Calcarea; Leucosolenida; Sycettidae
Exons: 17
Coding region: 702-3329 (875 amino acids)
Biological process (GO): vesicle-mediated transport
Cellular component (GO): cytosol; endocytic vesicle
Molecular function (GO): small GTPase binding; guanyl-nucleotide exchange factor activity
Source: RefSeq, a predicted model, not a curated record